This is a messenger RNA of Mizuhopecten yessoensis (Yesso scallop), 1192 nucleotides long. RefSeq lists its product as uncharacterized. The record is from RefSeq and is a predicted model, not a curated record. Bases 236 to 820 code for a protein of 194 amino acids. Lineage: Eukaryota; Metazoa; Mollusca; Bivalvia; Pectinida; Pectinidae. The transcript is spliced from 5 exons.
CUAAAGAUCUUCCAAUGCUUGGUGUCAAGAUCACUCUAGGAUCAUAUAUAAACGUUUCCUAUGUUAGUCAAUUUACUGACAUGCAUAGAAAUUAUUAUGCCUUGCUUGUAUAUCUUCAGAUGAUUUCAGCAUAGUCAAAGAGGAUAUCAAUGACACGAAAAAAGAUGUCAAAACAUUGAAGGAGAAUGUCAGGGCAUGGAAGGAUGUCGGUGCCGUGAAGGAGGAUGCUAGCUCAAUGAAGGACACUCUGAACGCCCUGUCAAAAGAUAUUAGUUACAUCAAAGAUCUUAUUAUUGUAUGCGCAAGUAUCCUCAUCCUCAUCAUCGUAGUCAUCGUCGUUGUUGUACUGGUUUGGUUUGUAAUACGCAAAACAAAAUGGUAUGACAAUCUGAAAAGAAAACUGGGUUCAAAUAAGGAGAGGGUUGCUAAUCCGGCAACAGGAUUGCCGAAAGGAGAAAGGAAAAGGAAUUCUAACUGUGGGACGAGUGGCGCACCCUUACUCGGCAAUGACAACACAACAGAACACUCUAUACAGGUUGCUAAUCCGGCAACAGGAUUGCCGAAAGGAGAAAGGAAAAGGAAUUCUAACUGUGGGACGAGUGGCGCACCCUUACUCGGCAAUGACAACACAACAGAACACUCUAUACAGGUUGCUAAUCCGGCAACAGGAUUGCCGAAAGGAGAAAGGAAAAGGAAUUCUAACUGUGGGACGAGUGGCGCACCCUUACUCGGCAAUGACAACACAACAGAACACUCUAUACAGUAUGUACAUAUUUAUUUACGCUAUACAUACUCACUCACACUCACAACACACAAAUAAAUACAGUCUAAAGGAAAUGUUCUGUCAAAUCCAGAUCCUCUUCUGUGAACUAUCCUAAACUCCUCUGGAGCUAGAACAAAGUCUACCUCACACCAGCCAUGAGUUAGGGUUGGCUAUCCCACUGGACAGCGUCAAAACAUACAAGUGUUUACACACGUCCACCACCUAAAAGGUUGGCACAAUCUACUGGCACUGUAGACAAAUUGGCUGGUCUUACACAAUAGACCAUCGACUUCAGUGUAAGUCCUCCUCUAUGCAAAGAAAGCAGUGGCUAUCUUAGGAUAUGUCGUCUUCAAUCGACUAUCGACUUAAGUGUAAGUCGUUCUCUAUGCAAAGAAACCGCUGGCUAUCUUAGGAUAUGUCAUACCGCCG